UGCUUCGGGGCAGCUACAGUUUCCUUUUUCCUUUGUUAGUCUAAUAGGUGAGGUGUGUGCUAAGAGGUUUAAAAGCACCUGAGAACAGCAAUGACAAGACAUGAGUCUGCUGAGUUCACAGAAGCUCCAGUGGUUUUGACAUUUUCAGAAGGAGUUAGCUGGGGAGCACCCUAAGAGGUCUGGUUUAGAUGGAGGAGAAGAGUAAGAACCAUCGGGCUUUGCUCAACCCAGGAGAGGAGAAUGAGCUGGAGGUGUUUGGUUACAAGACCCAGAAUCUACGCAGAGCCUUCUGCCUUAUAGGAUUUGUGCUGACCUGUGGGGUCCUUCUGCUGGCGUUCAUCUGGAGACCCCAGUGGUGGGUGUGGGCCAACUGCAUCCCGUGUGCAUUGCAAGAAGCAGACACUGUGUUGCUAAGGACAACGGACGAGUUUCAAAGAUAUAUAAGGAAGAAGGUAAUCUGUCUCUACUUAUCCACACUGAAGUUUCCUAUAAGCAAGAAUCCAGAAGAACUCCUGGUGGUUGACCGCCACUCUGUCAUAAACCAAGCCGUAUCGAAGCCAGAAUUAAAACUACGAUAUAUCCAAGUGCAGAAAAUCAGGUAUGUUUGGGACAACUUGGAGAAGAGAUUUCGGAAAGUUGGGUCGCUGGAAGACAGCAACACCUGCUACGACAUCCAUCAUACGUUUGGACCAGGUCUGACCAGUGAGGAGCAAGAGGUCAGAAGAUUAGUGUGCGGGCCCAAUGCCAUUGAGGUUGAAAUUCAACCCAUAUGGAAGCUGCUUGUUAAACAGGUUUUAAAUCCAUUCUAUGUAUUCCAAGCCUUUACUCUAACUUUGUGGCUGUCUCAAGGUUACCUAGAAUACUCUGUGGCCAUCAUCAUCUUGACCAUUAUCUCCAUUGCCUUAAGUGUGUAUGAUCUGCGACAGCAAUCAGUUAAGCUGCACAACCUUGUGGAGGAUCACAACAAAGUCCGGGUUACAAUCGUCGUAAAAGGCAAAGGUUUGCAGGAGGUGGAAUCCCGUCUCUUGGUUCCCGGAGAUAUUCUUACUCUUCCCAGCAAAGUUUCAUUGCCAUGUGAUGCUGUUCUGAUUGAUGGAAGCUGUGUGGUGGAUGAAGGCAUGCUCACAGGAGAAAGUACACCUGUCACAAAGACACCAUUGCCCCAUACGGAGAACACCAGUGCCUGGAAAUCCCACAGCUUGGAGGAUUAUCGGAAACAUGUCCUUUUCUGUGGAACCGAAGUGAUCCAAGUCAAGCCCUCUGGGCAGGGCCCAGUAAGAGCAGUCGUUUUGCAAACAGGUUAUAAUACAGCAAAAGGAGACUUGGUGAGAUCCAUCCUCUACCCCAGGCCUCUGAACUUCAAACUAUACAGUGAUGCCUUCAAGUUCAUAGUGUUCCUGGCCUGCCUUGGAGUUGUGGGUUUUUUCUAUGCUCUUGGUGUAUACAUGUACCAUGGAGUCUCUUUUGGAAAUACUGCGCCCAUGGCCCUGCUCCUCCUCACCGUUACUGUCCCUCCCGUGCUGCCAGCUGCCCUGACCACAGGCAUCGUGUAUGCACAAAAGAGGCUGAAGAAAAAGAAAAUCUUCUGUAUCUCCCCACAGAGAAUCAAUAUGUGUGGACAAAUAAACCUCGUGUGCUUUGACAAAACCGGCACUCUUACGGAGGAUGGGCAGGACCUCUGGGGGACCAUCCCUACUGCUGACAACUGCUUCCAGGAAGUCCAUAGCUUUGCCUCGGGCAGGGCUUUGCCAUGGGGCCCACUGUGUGCGGCCAUGGCCAGCUGCCACUCCCUGAUCCUUCUGGAUGGGACCAUCCAGGGAGACCCUCUGGACCUCAAAAUGUUUGAGGGCACUGCCUGGAUAAUGGAAGAUCGCAAAGUAAACCACUGCAAAUUUGGGAUGUCAGAUUCAAAUGUGGUAAUAAAACCAGGACCAAAAGCCAGUCAGAGUCCGGUGGAAGCCAUCACCAUCUUGCACCAGUUUCCAUUUUCCUCCAGCCUGCAGAGGAUGUCUGUGGUCGCUUGGCUGGCGGGAGGGGAUCACUUCCAUGUGUACAUGAAGGGUGCCCCGGAGAUGCUGGUCCAGUUCUGCAGGUCUGAAACAGUGCCCCAGAAUUUCCCACAGGAACUGAAGAAAUACACAAUGCAAGGCUUCCGCGUCAUUGCCCUUGCCCAUAAAGCCUUGAAGAUGGAGAAGUUUUCAGAAGUAGAGAGUUUAACCAGGGAGAAAGUGGAGUCAGAGUUAACAUUUCUGGGACUUCUCGUCAUGGAGAAUCGCUUGAAAAAGGAAACCAAACCAGUCCUGAAGGAACUGAGCGAGGCCCGCAUCAGGACCGUGAUGAUUACAGGUGACAACCUUCAAACAGCCAUUACUGUUGCAAAGAGUUCUGAAAUGAUUCCUCGAGGGAGCCAAGUGAUCCUUGUGGAAGCCAAUGAACCAGAAGAGUGUGCUCCUGCCUCUGUGACCUGGCAGCUGGUAGAGAACCAAGAGAAUGGACCUGGGAGGAAUGAAAUCUGCAUUGACAUUGGAAACAGCUCAGUGCCUGAUAGAGAAAGAGGGAGCUGUUACCAUUUUGCAAUGAGUGGGAAAUCAUACCAAGUGAUAUUUCAGCAUUUCAACAGCUUGCUUCCAAAAAUCCUAGUGAAUGGAACCAUUUUUGCAAGAAUGUCUCCUGGGCAGAAAUCAAGCCUUGUUGAAGAAUUUCAGAAAUUAAAUUAUUACGUGGGCAUGUGUGGAGAUGGAGCUAAUGACUGUGGGGCUUUGAAAAUGGCUCAUGCAGGCAUUUCGCUGUCAGAACAGGAGGCAUCUGUGGCAUCCCCUUUCACCUCAAAAACAGCCAACAUCGAGUGUGUGCCUCGUCUCAUCAAAGAAGGCCGAGCUGCUCUGGUUUCAUCCUUUGGGGUGUUUAAAUACUUGACCAUGUACAGCAUGACCCAGUUUAUUGGCACAUCACUGCUCUAUUGGCAACUACAACUCUUUGGGAAUUACCAGUAUCUCAUGCAAGAUGUUGCCAUUACCUUGAUGGUCUGUUUAACAAUGAGUUCAACUCAUGCCUACCCAAACCUGGCCCCAUACCGACCAGCAGGACAUCUCCUGUCUCCUCCUCUGCUGCUCUCAGUCUUUUUGAAUGUCUGUUUCACCUGCAUUGUGCAGAUCUGUGCAUUUCUCUAUGUGAAGCAGCAGCCCUGGUAUUGUGAAGUCUACAGAUACAGUAAGUGCUUUCUGGACAACCAAAGUAAUUUCUCAACAAAUGGGAGUGCGGAAAGAAACUGGGCUGGAAAUGCAACUCUGAACCCUGGUUCAGUUUUAAGUUUCGAGAGCACCACACUGUGGCCCAUUGUCACCAUCAACUGUAUCGCAGUAGCCUUUAUCUUUUCUAAGGGAAAGCCAUUUCGAAAACCCAUCUACACAAACUAUAUAUUCUCAUUGCUGCUGAUAUCUGCCUUGGGCCUCACAAUUUUCCUUCAGUUUUCUGAUUUUCAAGAUAUAUACCGCAGAAUGGAGUUCAUUCCAACCAUAACAUCAUGGAGAGUUUUGAUUUUGGUGGCAGCCCUCGCUCAGUUCUGUGUGGCCUUCUUGGUAGAGGAUGCCAUCCUUCAAAAUCGAGAGCUCUGGCUGCUGAUCAAGAAACAAUUUGGAUUCUAUUCUAAAAGUCAGUAUAAGAACUGGCAAAAAAAGCUGGCAGAAGACUCAACCUGGCCUCCCACAAACAGGACAGAUUAUUCAGACGACGGCAGAAACGGAUUCUACAUCAAUCGAGGCUACGAAAGCUCUGAGCAGAUUCCAAAAGAAAAACUCGAACUGGAGGGCCAAGCCACAGAACAGCAUUUUUGGAGCAGACUGUAAUCAGAAUCGUUGUCAGACAUGCUUCAAGCUUCCUCUUUUUCCCGUAGAAACUAAAACAUUGUGGACAGGUGAUGAUAAUCUACGCUUAUCUUUUCUCUCUCCAUCGGAGGGGUCAAAGGGGCUUCCCAGUGUAUUGAAGCUUGCAACAAAGGACCUUAAAUAUGCAUAUUUUGACUGUAUCCUCUGCCAUUGAGGGAAAAAGCGCAUUUCUUGGAUUAUUCUGUUUUUCUAAUAAACUUUAUUCUCCUUACACAGCAUUGUCUGGUUAAAGCACACAACUUUUCAGAGUAGUGAAAUUAGUAGUAUGAACAUCAAUAGAAAAAAGGAAAAUCGAAGAAGAGGUUGACCUUUGAAGAUUUCAGCCAUCUAUUUUUAUUUUCAUCGACAGAAAUAAAAGAAUUUUGGGGGAAAAAAACCCUCUCAAUAAAUUGUCACAAGUUUACUUAACCUUA
Molecule: messenger RNA, 4297 nt
Organism: Equus caballus (horse)
Lineage: Eukaryota; Metazoa; Chordata; Mammalia; Perissodactyla; Equidae
Gene: ATP13A5
Product: ATPase 13A5
Biological process (GO): intracellular calcium ion homeostasis; polyamine transmembrane transport
Cellular component (GO): late endosome membrane
Molecular function (GO): polyamine transmembrane transporter activity; ATPase-coupled monoatomic cation transmembrane transporter activity; ATP binding
Source: RefSeq, a predicted model, not a curated record